Elgaria multicarinata webbii is the source of this 3847-nucleotide messenger RNA. It is a transcript of the gene CTSD, whose product is annotated as cathepsin D. The coding region runs from base 136 to 1335 and encodes 399 amino acids. Gene Ontology annotation, molecular function: aspartic-type endopeptidase activity. The transcript has 9 exons. The record is from RefSeq and is a predicted model, not a curated record. Gene Ontology annotation, biological process: proteolysis. Lineage: Eukaryota; Metazoa; Chordata; Lepidosauria; Squamata; Anguidae.
AUUAAGCAAGUCACAGGAUCAGAUUGCUCAGUCAUCUCCUAAAUAACAAAGGGUGCAAGUAUAAACGGAGCAGGGCCUGCAGCAGAACUCGCACCGUAUCCGACCUGCUCCGAUCCAGCACGGCCUGCUGCAGCCAUGGGGCUUCGUUCUUUAAUACUGCUGGCCUCUCUGGUGGCCGCUUGUUCGUCGCUGAUCAGAAUCCCGUUGAAGAAAUUCCCCUCCAUGCGCAGCAUCUACAAUGAAUAUGGGACCGAUAUCCAAGAUCUGAAUGAGUUGGGGGAAAUGCUGAAGUACAAAUAUGGGGGGGCAGGUGUGGGUACACCUACCCCAGAAUCCCUGAAGAACUACAUGGAUGCACAGUAUUAUGGGGAGAUUGGCAUUGGGACGCCACCACAGAAGUUCACUGUGGUCUUUGACACAGGCUCAUCUAACCUCUGGGUGCCCUCAAUCCACUGCCAUUUGCUGGAUAUUGCUUGCAUGUUGCAUCACAAAUAUGAUUCUUCCAAAUCCAGCACUUACGUGAAAAAUGGUACCGACUUUGCCAUCCAUUAUGGUACUGGGAGCCUGUCAGGAUACCUCAGCCAAGAUACAGUAUCGAUUGGUGACAUCUUUGUCAAGAACCAGUUGUUUGGUGAAGCUACCAAGGAACCCGGCAUCACGUUCAUUGCUGCCAAAUUUGAUGGCAUCUGCGGCAUGGCCUUCCCCAAGAUCUCUGUGAAUAAAGUGCUGCCUUUCUUUGAUAAUGUGAUGCAGCAACAGCUAGUGGACAGGAACAUAUUUUCCUUUUAUCUAAACAGGGAUCCAACAGCAUCGCCCGGAGGGGAAUUGCUUCUAGGAGGGGUAGACCCAAAGUAUUUCUCCGGAGAGAUGGCCUGGGUGAAUGUCACUCGUAAAGCUUACUGGCAGAUCCAUGUGGAUAAGGUUAAUAUUGGCAACAGCCUGAGCGUGUGCAACGAUGGCUGUGAAGCUAUUGUGGACACAGGAACCUCUCUCAUUACGGGACCCACUGAAGAGAUUAAGAAGGUGCAGAAAGCUAUUGGAGCUAAACCAAUCAUUAAAGGACAGUAUAUACUUGAUUGUGAAAAGCUGUCUAGCCUUCCUGUCGUGUCCCUUGUCCUAGGAGGGAACUCCUAUGACCUCACGCCAGAUCAAUAUGCCUUAAAAGUUACUGUUCAAGGAGAAACUCUUUGCAUGAGUGGAUUUUCAGGCUUGGAUGUCCCACCACCUGGUGGACCACUUUGGAUCCUGGGUGACGUCUUCAUAGGCCCCUAUUACACAGCAUUUGAUCGGGAUAAUGACUCUGUUGGUUUUGCAAAGUGUGUCACCAAAGUGUAAAAGCAACUGAUCAUCAGCUUCCCACAGUCUCUCUACAAAAUGCACUCACAAAUACACUGGAGUUUUGUAUUGUGACUUAGCUAUUAUUAAGAACAAAAUCUGGAAAGUAAAGAAGAAAAGGACAUAUUCUAAAUUUAUAAACGAGAAGGAGCGUAGAUCGUAAUUUUUUUAAAAAAUGAAAAACCUACUAGUGAUCUUCGAACACCCACUUCCCACCUCUCAAAUAACAGGCCAUAGAAAAGUUCUAGUAAAAUUGUUACAUCUAAGGAGCACCGCUAUCGUAUGAGCUCUUUGAACAGCAGGCUACUUGAGACACUGUCCCUUCAUAUAUUUCUGAGCAUCAGUGCUAUAAAUACCUUCUUCAAAUCAAUUCAACAUUCUAUUCUCUUCCUACCCCACCCAUAAAAAAGAGGACUAUUUAUAAAUGCUUCUGGAUAUAUUUUCCUUAUCUUCCCCCCUUUAAAGAAAAGAAUAGAACAACGAUAUAGAAAACUAACCCCUUUUCUCAGUUGAUCACGUGCAAGUGCUAGAAAGCUGAGAAGUUACCACUACAUUUUGAAUAUGUUCGGUUCCCAGUUUGCACUGUUGAAGAUAAGAAAAUGUGUUGGCUGUAUUUCUCCCAGGUUGUGGGAUGUGACAAAAAGGUACUGAUUGCAAAUUUUACCAGUCAAGCUGGCCCUCCAAUUGUAGGCUCCAGCUAGUAAUAGUUGUACUUUGGCCUGAACAGCAACAUUCAGGUGGUUUUAGUUUCAUGAUGUCUUUCUCUAAAUGUCUUUCUCUUUAGUCUCCCAACCCUUUUUAAUUUCCCAGCUUCUUUUUGAGGUCUGAGGAAAGUGGCCUUUAUGUGGCUUUUGAAACCUAUUAAAAACCACAAAGUAUUUAAAGCAAGGAUUUAUUUUAAUAUUUUUUGGGAGAUCCUUUUGGUUCAAGGUAGUUUUGAAGAAGCAUCUGAACUUCUCUGUUUCUCAUUAAUGAGAUGUCAUCUUGUUCUUUCUUUAAGUCACUUCCAUAACACUCCCUCCCAGUGCAGUCUUCUGUUGUGAAGAAGAAAAAUCUUGUAGAUAAAUCUAGAUAAAACUUGCUCCACUCUGAGUUUAAUUUAGGAACCCAGUUGUGUGAACAGCUCUACACAGACAAACUCUUCUUUGACUUCUUCAAGUCAAACUAGACUUCUACCGCAAAUAUUUCUAGAAAACAACUGUCUCUGUAUUGGAUUCUAAUUUUGGCCUGACCUGACAAGCAAAAUGCUUGAAGCAUCUGUUCAGGGCAGGGCAGGAGGGGGGUUAGGUGGAUAUUUCUGAUGGGAAGUUAAAUUAAUUGGAAUGUUAUUAAUAUUAGCUUGAGAGGUGGGGAGAUUUCCAGCACGUUUUAAUCUGAAACGUUUCAUGAUACUUAGAUCCAAUCCCAAGUUUGUGAGACAGUAUGGGCAAUGGAGAACAAAACUUGAGCUUAAACAAACCAAAUAUGGUUUGAUGUAAAAGCCAACAGCACUUCACUGAAGAUGCUCUCCGAAACUAGAUGAAAAUCUGGCGCAUUGGGAAAUACAAUAGAAAAGCUUGUAAAUUCAGGGGAGCUGAAGACAUCAGGAAUUUGAGCAUAUCUUUCUGAAUAUGCUACAUACCCUAGAGACUUUGCUUACCUGCUGGGCUGAAUAUUUUGGACACUGAUCAGAUAUCUGGAGAAGGUGUGGGAUGGGUGCCUAUCAAGAUCUCUUCAGUUCUUUUAACACUUGGUUGGGUUUUUAAACAAGGCUCUGCUGUUCAAAUUAUGGUUUGUUCCUAAACAUGUGGAAGAUACUGUAUGUCUUCGAGAUAUCGGUAAACUGUUACCAUGUUCUGAAUUGUCAUGGGUGUAAUAGAAUAUGCUUCUCCAAACUCUUCAGUGCCUGAUUCUAUCCAGUCCUGAAUUAGUAAAAUAAAAUCAUUGAAUAGCCUCUCAUUGCAAAAUAUCAAAUGCAAAUACUCAAGGAGCCUUUAUUUCAAAUUCAACCAAGUGCCCAAAGCUGUGUAGAAAGUUUAUUAAAACUUCCUUCAGGAGCCCAUUCAUACCAGGGUUGGAUUGGACAUGAUCUUUGCCUUGGAAGAUACCCUCUUGAACACCAUAAAAUAAAAUGAAUGCCAUAAAAUUAAAAACAAAAACAUCUCACUUGUAUUGAAUGGAUUGAUUGGAUAAUAAUGCAAUAUGUUAGCAGCCUCCUAGUGGCAACUGUUAACACAGCCUGAUUCCCCUCUUAAAAGAUGUAUGGCAUAGCCCACAGUCUAAAGGAGGAGAGAAAUUCCUCUGCAAAUCUUUAGAAGGUGUCUCUUAAUUAGAGGGAUCUGUUUGUUUGAAAUGCAAAUUGGGCUGCUGGAUUUGUAGCUUGCCACCAUUCCCUUGUGUUGCUUGCUUUUCUUAAACAUGUGAAAUGCUGUUGAACCCUCUCCUGUUGGGGAGAUACCAUCUGCUGUCCUAGUUGUUCUCUCCUCAAUUUAUCAUAGAAAAAAAAAUUAAAAUAAACAUUUUUCUCCCACCA